AGCAACUGAAAUUUUACUACGGUAUAGUACUACAGGUAAAGGGCUCGUGUAUUCGUAACUUCCUGGAUAAUUUUGACGUUGCAAUAUAUUUCGAAAAUUGGCAUUUGGAAAAUUGACAGUAUUGGAAUCUUGCUCCAAUGAGGAAAUCUCCGUAAUGUUAAGCAUGGCAUUUUGUAACACAUCCGACAUGGAUUUUCUUGAUACAAUACCCAUGUCCAUGGAUUCCUCAUCAUAUGAUCUUCAAAAUGAAGUUGAUAAAAUUCUACAAGGUUCAGACAAAUUCCAGGAUUACAGUAUUCUUAACAACGACAGCAAUCAUGGAAAUAUUGAUUUUGAAACCAACAAUCAAACUGUCGAUGAUUGGAUCCAGAAUAUACAAUGUCAGUGGAAUGAUGUUGAUGUUGUAAAACUACAAAACAGUUUAUUGGACUCUUCUUUCGAGGUAGAAAAUAACAACCCAAACUUGUUAGUUAAUCCACAGACAGGAUUACCGGUAAAUCAUUUCUCUCCACGUAAACAAAUGUCAAGUUCGACAACUGUGAAAUCAGAAGGUGGACAGAAUUCAUUAUUAGCAGACAACAACCAAUUUACAUUACAAACUGAUCACAAUUUGAAUUGUGCAACACGAGAGUCCAAGUCGACUUCAAGUCAGUCAAGAUUUUCAAAUGUGAAUAACAAUUCUCAGCUUCAGACCGUGAAAUCAGUGUUGAGUUCUCCGUCCCAUAACUCACCCGUCCUGGUCAACCAUCUUCAACAGGGAUUAAAUGGUCGACAAGUCACUGUUACUCAAAAUUCGGUGAAAAAGACUGUGACCGUAUUAAAAUCGGACAAUUCUGAUCGAGCAUUUCCCAAACCAGUUUAUUCAUACAGUUGCCUCAUAGCAAUGGCCCUAAAGAACAGUAAGAAUGGGAGCCUGCCUGUCAGUGAAAUCUACACCUUCAUGACGGAACAUUUCCCAUACUUCAAGACAGCACCAGACGGUUGGAAGAAUUCAGUAAGACACAAUUUGUCCCUAAAUAAGUGCUUUGCCAAAGUAGAAACUCCUAAAGUGACUGGAAACAGCAGUAAAAAGGGCUGUUUAUGGGCCCUAAAUCCUGAUAAAGUUGAAAAAAUGGAAGAUGAAAUUGCUAAACACAGGAAGAAGGAUUUGGAUGCCAUCAGAAACAGUAUGGCCAUGCCAGAAAAACUUGAGCUGAUAGAGGCAGGAAAAGCUGGCCCAGUUGGGAGUCGGUCUGAGGGAGAAAGAGUCUUGUCACUUCCUGUCACGACGACACCAACAGCGACAACUGCCCGUGUGGUCAAGAUUUCAACCCCGGUAGACUCGUCAAUAAAACAAGAGGACUAUCUCCAUAGUAUAGUGCUGGAUGGGAGUUUGUCUUUGGACAACCCUCUCCCUGACCUAACAUUACAGAAUGGUAUAUGGGAUGACUUAUCAACAGACAUGGAUUUACCGCUGACAACAUCUUCAACACUUUCGCUCAACGCAUCGCCUCUAACCAUUCAGGCAUCGCCCCUAACAAUCCAGUCUGUGGUGUCCUUAGCUGGAGUCUCUGGAGCCUUUCAAGGUCAAUUCACAUGCUCAUCCAGUCCCAUGAUAACGCUUACCCAGAAUGCAACAGUAUCACCAGCAUGUCACACACCGUCCAAGAUCCUCGAAGCUCAGAUCUAGUCAAGGAAAUCUGCUGCUAUGGACCAAUGUUACAAGGGGAGGGAACAAUGCUGCCAAAGUCACCUAUGAUUGGCCUAGGGGAAGGGAAAAUGUUGAAAUAACAUUCCACUGUAUAUCAUCAUUUUGUUUAUCUGAGUUACGGUUAUGUGAACAAUCCGUUUCAAAAUGUCCUUAUUUGAUUUUAUAUCCCAGAAUUAAAAUUGAGAUCACUUUCAAUUUAAAACGCUCUAUCAAUGUGUUUGUACCUUCUAAACAGAGUAACUAUUUCAGGUGUAUCUUGCAUGAGUUAGCUAGAUAAGAUUUGACUUUAAUAGAAAAAGUUCACUCGUACAAGAUUCAGUAUUAUAUUUUUGGGAAAACAAAUUCUGUAUCUUCAUUUCUUGAUAACUGAUAAAAGUAUUUAUUUUUAAUGUAAUGUUUGAUAGAUAUUCUCCUAAACACAGGAGGAAAUCUUCAGAUUUUAUGAAUCAUAAAUGGCAUAUUUUAUAAGAAAAAAAAUCUUAAAUUGCUCAUUCCAAAUGAUAAAAGGUUAUGUUUUAAAUUUUACAUAGUUGUUUUGAUGUAUAAAAUUUGUGCAAAAUUGAAACAGAUGUACAAAAAGUAAUUUCAUUAUUCAUUGAAAUGAUCUUGCUUUUUGUCAAUAUUAAAACGUUGAUCUCAUAAUUAUUCAGAAUUCUUUUGUGCUAUCGUUCCCAAGCAAUGAUUGAUUUUCUAUUGAUUAUGUUCUUGUUGACACAUAUAAAAUUUAUUUAUGAUACUAGAAAAUGUAAAUAGCUAGAAUUUUGAUCUCAUAGGCACCAUGGUUACUAGAGCUAGGUGAAGAUAAAAAAAAAUAGAAAUUGAUUGAUGUAUUUUAAAAUAUUCCAGAUCCUUGAAGUGUUUCUGUUGCUUUCCACUUAUCUGCAAUAUUAACAUUACUUACCUAAAUUUACUGCAAAAUAAUUUUCUUAACAUUCAGGUUUUAGCCUAAAAAAGGGGAGAAAAAUUUAUUAAAAACCAUGUUUUAACAUGAUAAUAUGUAUGACUAAAUCUUCACUAGAUAUAUGCAUUGCCUGUUGGCUGGCCUUGAAAAUGAAAUCUAGCAAUGUACAAAAAUUACUGGUAAAGCAGAAAAUGUUUUUUAUUACCCAACCCUAAUGUUGUUACUGUGUACUCUCCGUCACUAUUUCCCUCCUUUCUUACAUUCGUAUUGGUGCAUUUGAUUUGCAUUGUUUUUGUCAUUGUUGUUGUUUACUUGGGUUUUUUUUGUUUUUUUUUUGUAUUAACUACUUUUAAUCAGAAAAAAAUAUUUAUAAAACACUUCAUACACAUCAACAUUUUUCAAUAUAGGAUACAGAAAAGACAUAAAAGAUUCUAUCCAACCUAGUUAUUGUGGAUGAUACUUUUGACUUUGUAAAGGGGUCUUCUUUUCAAGUUGUCAUCAUUUAACUUCUGAAAAAAGUUUUGAAGAGCUUUAACAAAAUUAAAAUUGUUUAAUAUGAUUUUAAUUUCGCCAGAACAAUGAUUUGCCCUUGAUAUCAAUAAUAUAUAUUAAAUUUGGUUUUAGUAAGUUAUGCAAACACCCUGUUGUGUUCAGAACUGAGAGAAUUUUUAUAGGUGUACAUAUUUUAGAAUAUUGUGUGUGAAUGUGUUCACUUGAAAUGGUUCAAAGAUUUGUAACUUCAUGCUUACCAAAAUAAGCCCCUUUGCAUAUUUAUAUUAAUUUGCCCUCAAAUACUUUGUUUUAUACUCAAGCUGUUUUUGUGUCUGUCCCGACACUUUAUCACUAGCCCUCCACCUCUGGGUUGCAAGUUCGAAACCAGCCGAGGGGGUUUUCUCUGUUUACUCCGGCUUUCCUUUACCUCCAAAACCUGGCACUUCCUUAAAUGACCCUUGCUGUUAAUUGGACAUUAAACAUCAUAAAUUUAAACCUAAACCCAGUGUCUGGGGCAUAUUUCAUCUAAUAUUUCGCCUACAAACAUGUUUUUUAUGCGAACAUCUUUGACAGAUGUGGAAUCGUCAUACUGAAGAAACUGGUUUCUCAUGCCCUACAGUCUCUUUGCCUUUUAUUAUGAUAUAUAAAAUGUUUUCUAGAAGUGGAAUGGUGCCUAGGGUUUGUACUGAUACUUUGACUAGGAUUGUGAGAUGGUGGUGCCAUAGUCGAUAGGUCUGUGAUGUUGGAUAUCAAAUCUUUAAUAAUUAAGAUAAAAAAAUUCUGAUGCAUAUGGAAAAGUGUAGAAAUUUAUUAAGGAAAGUUAUUUGUGGGUCUUCAUUGCAUAUUAUACUGUAAGGUAACUGAAAUAUUUCUUGGAGAAUAUUUAGUAAACAAUCUGCAUUUAAAAUUGAAGGGGUGCCGAAAAUUGGUUUGAUAUCCACUGGUAAACUUUGUGAACAAGGAAAAAGAAUGAAAAAAAAUGAUUUAAUUUAGAUUCAAAAAUUACUAAUUCAACAGAGGUGUAAGUGAAAUGUAUGUUUAUAAAACUGAAAUCAUUUGACAUGUUAGUAAUCCCAAAUUGUGAUGCCUUUCAUAAUUUCUAAUUCCACAAAUUGUCACCAAUUUAAAUUUUGAUAUCUUUGUGUAUAUGUAUAGAUAUUUGUAGAUGUGUUGAUUUUUACGUUUAUAUAUAUGUAUAUAUGUACAGUUGAUUGAGGCAGCAAUAUACUUUUAUUUAUUAAAUAAAAAAAAAAUUGUGCUAUAUAUUUAGAGUUACAUCUAGAACAAUUUUGCAUACUCACAAUUCAUAAAAUUCAUAAGAGUUCACUCCCUUGGGUAUGGUUUCUAGGAAUAAGAAACAUCUGUUCAAGUAAAGGAUUUUUUAUCCCCUCUGCAAUGAAUUUUAACUAUGAAGGCAAGUUUAAAAACCUAAUAGUUUGUAAAAAUCUGAGUUAAUAAAUUUUUGAAAAUGAAUAUCUAAAUAGGCAGUUAGGGGAUUAAAAACACUGUAAACAGACUAUUUGUUUGUAGUUGUGCACAAGAAGAUCUAGGGUAGACCUAGGUAAGCUAUGCAACUUCAUGGUGAUAAAACUCAGGAAAUGUUUUAUUUAUUGAAAAAGUGCCUGUCGUGAAUAAUAAGAUGAUUGAUUGCUUAUCUCAGUGUUUUACCUGUGAUAAAAUUGGUUAUUGAUUAAAAAUUAUUUCACCUUCAGAAAUUAUUGGAAAGUUUGUUUAUACAUACCUGUAUAUGGAAUAUACUUUUUGGUACCAAAUAGUUAAUAAAAUCUUAAAAAUCAGAUUUCACUGAAAAUGUUUUUGUGGAUAUGUCAAGAAAUUUAAAAAAAAUAUAUAGGCAUUGAAUAAAGAAUUGGUUUAAUCCCUUAUAACAUAUGAUGUUGAGUGCCAAAUUGAUAUGCUCAAUUUUUGCAUAAUUAUGAGUAUAACAUUAAAGUGUGCAGAAAAUUGAGAAUUUUUACUUUGUAUAUAAAAGAAAAAAGUGUAUAGUUAUGAAUGGAAUAAAUGUAUAUAGUUCUAUAAGUGAGUGGAGAUUUCUACAAUUUUUAUUGUGUGUGAAUGGAAACUAAAUUGUAAAGAAGAAUGUGUAUACCACCAAGUGGUUUUAUUAUAAUGAGUAUCAGAUAAACA
Molecule: messenger RNA, 5228 nt
Organism: Pecten maximus
Lineage: Eukaryota; Metazoa; Mollusca; Bivalvia; Pectinida; Pectinidae
Product: forkhead box protein N4-like
Exons: 7
Coding region: 155-1669 (504 amino acids)
Biological process (GO): regulation of transcription by RNA polymerase II
Molecular function (GO): DNA-binding transcription factor activity, RNA polymerase II-specific; transcription cis-regulatory region binding
Source: RefSeq, a predicted model, not a curated record